CGGAGCUAACAGCAGCUCGGUGAGCCAGACCUCUGAAACAGCUCCACACAGGCUCGGUUUAUGCCAGGAAACAGCUGUCGUUCGUGGCGACAGGGGCUCGCUGCUCAGGCUGUAAGCCCGUCACCGUUCAACGCCGAAGAGGAUGACGGGCUGUGAGGAAAACCAUGAUAUGUUAGCCAGCUCCAACAAAACAGCGAAGCACCAGAUGAAUGCUGUCUCAGACGUUCAGCGGGACGCCAAAGUGCCAAAAAGUCACGGUCCAGAUCACCCGGCUGGGCUUAGGGUAGAGAAUAGCAGCGUUGGUACACAAAGGGCCCAAGAAUAUGCAAGGACUUUCAACCUCCACUGAGAUCUAUAAAUAUCCCCGACACAGAACUGUUGUCCUUGACAAAGCGGUCUUGGUCACCAUGCUGUCCGCGCUGGAAGUGCCAUCGUAGAGCGAAGACACCGGUGGCUCGGUCGGCUGCACGGUUUUUUUGGAGCUCCAGCCUCGGAGGAAGGAUUGCAGCUUUUUGUCGAACCCUAAACGGCGGAGAUGGGCUCCCAGGCUCUUCAGAUCUUGCGGCAGGGGGUGUGGGCUUCGCUCACUGGAGGCUGGUAUGUGGACCCCCAUCAGAGCACCUUCUCCAACUGCUUCCAUCUGUACCUGUGGAUUUUUCUCCUGGCCUUCCCCUUUCUUUUGUACAUGGCUCUUCCUCCCAGCUUAGUGGUGGCGGGCGUGUACUCCGCCGUGGUGGCCAUCUUUUUUACCGCCAUCAAGGUGGUCAACUACCGCCUUCACGCCAUGUUCGACCUCGGCGAGAUUGUCGAGAAGAAGCAGGCCUCUCUCACAGCCGACGCCCUGAGGACGGAAGAAGGAGACGACGGGUCAGGAGUUCACGACGGGACGCAGCACAGGGACAGUCAUGUUGGCGUGGAGAUGACCGUGUUUCGGAAGGUGAACUCGACUCCUCCGGUCCGCUGCAGCUCCCAGCAUUCUCUGUUUGGCUUGAACCAAGUGUCGGAGUUUUUGCCCCAG
Molecule: messenger RNA, 1018 nt
Organism: Fundulus heteroclitus (mummichog)
Lineage: Eukaryota; Metazoa; Chordata; Actinopteri; Cyprinodontiformes; Fundulidae
Product: pecanex-like protein 3
Exons: 5
Source: RefSeq, a predicted model, not a curated record